UUCAACUUGGCCUAAGAGUUUGACUUCCGCCCAUUGACGCGCUUGAAUGGAGCUCCACAAUAGCCAUCGGUUGACUGGGGGUAGCGAGAAGAUGUUCUACAUAGCUCCCCAGCAGCCGCUGCUGCGAAACGAGGAGGAUGACUACCAGGAGGGAUCCCUCAGCCUGCCGGACGCUGCAUCCCUUGUUUACAAUACCACUGCACUGCCGUCGGGCGAUGAAGAGUCUAACUAUGGUUAUGGCUCCACAACGACGCUCAGUGGCCUCCAGUUGGAGACCUAUAAUAUCACUGUAAUGAUGAACUUCAGCUGCGACCGCAAUGAGCUUCAAUCGGAGGACAUGUGGUCCAGUGGCUACUUUAAGAGCAUCGUCUACAUGCUGUACAUUCCCAUCUUCAUCUUCGCUCUGAUCGGCAAUGGAACGGUCUGCUAUAUCGUCCAGUCCACACCGCGAAUGCGCACGGUCACCAAUUACUUUAUAGCCAGCUUGGCCGUGGGCGAUGUCCUGAUGUCCGUCUUCUGCGUUCCGUCGUCCUUCAUCUCGCUGUUUAUCCUGAACUACUGGCCUUUCGGCCUGGCCCUCUGCCACUUCGUGAAUUACUCGCAGGCGGUCUCCGUUCUGGUUAGCGCCUAUACUUUGGUGGCCAUCAGCAUCGACCGAUACAUAGCCAUCAUGUGGCCACUAAAGCCACGCAUCACAAAACGCUAUGCUACCUACAUCAUCGGCUGCGUUUGGUUCAUCGCACUUGCCACAGCACUGCCCAUACCCAUCGUCUCUGGACUCGAGAUCCCCAUGUCGCCCUGGCACGAGAAAUGUGAGAAAUACAUUUGCCGCGAGAUUUGGCCAUCGCGGACGCAGGAGUACUACUACACCCUGUCCCUAUUCGCGCUGCAGUUCGUCGUGCCGCUGGGUGUGCUCAUCUUCACCUACACCCGGAUCACCAUCCGCGUCUGGGGAAAGAGACCGCCAGGCGAGGCGGAGUCCUCCCGCGACCAGCGGAUGGCACGCUCCAAACGGAAGUUUAACCCCAAUCGCAGCACCUUGCCAGUGCCUCGAUCUGCAGUCAAUGACAAGCCCCACUUGUUGGCUGCUCCGAGGGAGCUCAGACCCAAGACGAAGCCCUGGCUCAAACUGAGCCAUCAGCAGGCCGGAGUUUGUGGAAACGACAACCACGAUGACGACAGCUCCGGAGAAAAAUCUGGGGUCAAUGGGGAGCAAGCGUGCCAGGCUGGCUUCCUGCUCCUCACUGUUGAUGGUAUACCCUAG
Molecule: messenger RNA, 1264 nt
Organism: Drosophila erecta
Lineage: Eukaryota; Metazoa; Arthropoda; Insecta; Diptera; Drosophilidae
Product: RYamide receptor
Exons: 5
Coding region: 47-1264 (405 amino acids)
Biological process (GO): neuropeptide signaling pathway
Cellular component (GO): membrane
Molecular function (GO): neuropeptide Y receptor activity
Source: RefSeq, a predicted model, not a curated record